GGAGGGGCCUGUCCGGUGUUUGGGGGGGCGGUCCCGGUGUUUCGGGAGGGGGGGGCGGGACCGACGCUUCUGCGCAGCCGCCGCCAUGGCCGAACGGCUCCGCGUCUCCGUGCUCUACUGUGGAGCCUGAGGCUACAGCCCCAAGUACCAACAGCUCAAGCAGGAGCUGGAGAGGCGCUUCCCGGGCGCGCUGGAGGUGAGCGGCCAGGGGACGCGGGAGGUGACAGGAUGGUUUGAAGUGACGGUGGGGGGACGCCUGGUCCACUCCAAGAAGAACGGCGACGGCUUCGUCGACACUGACGCCAAGCUCCACAAGAUCAUGGCCGCCAUCAAAACCCAGCUGGCGCAAACCGCGGCGCGAAGGUAACGGCGCGAAGGUAACGGCACCGCGACGCCGCCUCUGACCCCCCCCGCGUCCCCCCCCGCGCCGGCACAACGCUCCAUGACGGGAACCGCCAAAACGCCCCCCGGGCACCGGGCGCUUUCCAGAAGCUUCCGCGCAAGAUGCCGGUGCUGGGGGGGGGGGGCGGCGGGGCCGUGGAGCUUCGUGUGUGUCCCCCCCAGCCCCCCCUGCACUAACCGCCUUCUCCGAUGCUCCUUUUCAUCGCACUGGUUUCGUUUGGGUUUUGUUUCCCUCGCUCAUCCGUUUUCGCCAAGCCUGCCGGGUUGAAAAAUAAGGGUCAAAAAGCUUCAAAACCGGAGAAAUUAGACACUAAUUUAAUUACUUCCCCACCUGCCCGGCAGCAGCUGGACCCCCGAUUCCCACCCCCCCGUUCCAGUCGCCUUCUGUAACGUUUUGUGGCCUUUCUGGAAUAAAGUUGUGGAAAAUGUGA
Molecule: messenger RNA, 833 nt
Organism: Columba livia (rock pigeon)
Lineage: Eukaryota; Metazoa; Chordata; Aves; Columbiformes; Columbidae
Gene: SELENOW
Product: selenoprotein W
Exons: 5
Biological process (GO): response to selenium ion
Source: RefSeq, a predicted model, not a curated record